AUGGUGAUAACAUCUCAACCAUCUACAUCUACAUCAUGUCCUCCUCCAACAGCUACUGUUAUUCCGGUGCCAAAACCUAGACGUAUUGUAUUCCAAGGUGCUACAAAGACACCAGUCCCAUGUCCUAGGAAGUCGCUACUCAAAGCAAAAAGUCUUGAAGGCGAGGAAGUUCGUCUUCGAAAAAGCCUGAUUCGUCGUGAUACGUAUCAACCAAUAUUCAUGGAAAGAGAAAAGCUUCAGAGGAUUCUGGAAGUUGCUGAACCAGAACUAAAAAGCCCUAAAACCCGUCCAUGUUCUUUUCCAAUUGGAUCUUCUCCUAAUUUCGAAAGUUCGAAACUGGAACUCAGUUCUUAUCAUAAUCAACAAGAGGAACCUUGUCCUCCCGACGACUUCACAAUGUCGGCGAGAGCCAUCGCUCGAAACCGUGGAACAACAACGAACUACAGUAGUCUUAGCAACGAACGACCGUUGUCCGCUUAUGAAGAAUCGGCAGAAGCGACACGACAGCGAAAGAAUAGAAGGGCGAGUGUGGCGGUGAUGCCCAUAAUGGAAUUGGACUAUAGGGAUUGCAUUGUGGCAGGAAGUGCUAAUAGAUCGUCGACGAUGACAAGGCGUAAAAGUGAUGAUAUAACUGGUAGAGAGUUCAGCCCGGACUUUGGAGCAAUUCGAGUACAAGUGGAAGACAUCACGUCGGUUCCUGGAGUAAUGAUGAAGGAGGAUGACGACGAGAAACAGCCGAACGGUUACGGCGAAACGUCGACAGAAACCAUCACAGAAGGUGCUCUCAACGAAAGCUUGAUGUCCAAUGGUAUCCGACGAGUCUCGGAUUGGGCGGUACCGAUCGAAUAUGCGAGCAGUCCAAUAGCACAGGAACUGUCCCAGAGCGAGGUAGAAGAGAGACCUCGGCCGCCGAUCCCGGCUAUGUACAUGAACACCUCCAUAUCGUCAACGGAUCGUGGUGAGGAGAGUGUCUACUCAGAUUUUGUGCUCAAACGCAACUCGUCGACGUCUUCUAUGAAUGGAAAAAGUGUGACGUUGUUGGAGCAGAUUAUACGGACACAUGCAGUAUGGUACCUCCCACAUAUGGGUCGUCCUGAAGUUCUCCACCUCCUUCGUCGAAUGGAACCCGGGAACUUCAUUGUUCGAGCAUCGACUCGUGAGAAUUGCAUGGCUCUCUCGGUCAGAUUGGCUCCUGGAGCACACGUGGAAAUCGAUCACUACAUCAUCGAGAAGCUCGUCGUCCCACUCAAAUCUGCUGCAGAUUCUGUUGUUCCUCAAGUAACAACAGCGAAAGCGGUUCGACUGGAAGGCAGCCCACUCACGUUUCGAUCACUUCCUCUUUUAAUUGAACACUAUUGUGUUAAUGAAGACGAGCUCGAACAUCGACUUCAACUUCCAUCAGCCAUCCGUGCAUGCACGACCACUAAGCAACUUCUGAGUAUCGCGGUUAUGGAGCAGGAAUUCUGGCAAAGUGAAAUGUCAUUGUCCAGGAAGAAGACACCAUCGACCUCCUCAUCUCGGAAUUCGAUUGCAUCGUCAUUCCGAAGCAGCAACCUCACCAAUAACAAUAAUACAAUGCCCAAGUGCAAUGUAACAUCUGACACAUCUACAUGGUUUAUGGACCGUCCUGAAGAAUCGAUCUACGACGAAGUGGAACCAAGAAUAAGUAGCAAGACUGGAGUUGGAGGAGGAUAUUAUGCGGAGAAUGCGAAGAAUAACAAUUCUCCUAGAAGAAGUAGCGCCAUUCUGCUGACACCUGAAAUGGCAUUGGGAACUGCCGCUGGUCAGCAGAAGACGUCAAAGAAGCGUCGAUCCUCUUCCCGUGCAUCGUCUUCUUCAAACUCUCGAUUCGCUACAGUUUGUGUUGGAGACUUUACUUCGCUGGAUGACUGGAAUGGUGGAAAAGUCUCAUCAAAAAAUGACACAGAUGAAACUGAUAGUGGAUUGAGCACCCAUUCUCCACCAAGCAAACAUGAUCGUCUGGAUGAUGUUACGUCGUCACCAAAGCUUGGUUUCCUACCAUCAUCAACAAGCAGCACACUCUCCAGACCAAGAUCCUUCCUUCGAUCACUUUUAUCGUUUGGCUCUUCCAAUAAGGAGCACAAGAGAAAAGAGAGCUUAGAUAUCGAUUCAACACCACGUCUUGCCAACUGUGAAUACUUUACUCCAUGGGACACAAACGGUUCGAAUAUGCAAGUUAGAACCUCUCGCUCUGCAUUCGACAUCACAACUCCACCGACGCGCGGUUUUUUCGGCUCCGCGACACCGAAAAAACGAAAUGGAGUGAUGCCGAGUUCCGUUUAUCAAAAGAACGCUUCCUCCUCAUCAUCCAACAUGUUCGACGACGACAAUUACACGCGUGGCUGGAAGGAAGCUGCCUAUGCAGAGAUGACGGCGUCGCCACACCACAACAACAAUCAUCUAACGGAUCCAUCGAUGCGAACGUUCAGACCGCCCAAUUAUGAUGAGGUUGCACUCGCCGGAUCACCAUCCAGUCGCUCCAGACCUUUGGCUAUGCGACGAGAAAGAAGCGAUCUUGGAGUUAUGAGCAAUGGAUUGAAUCUUGGAAUCAAGAAUAAUGCUCAACGAUUGGCUCAUCACAAUGAAAGCAGUCCAGGGCCAACAACCUCCGGAAUUGGUCGUGUCCCGAUGACGCCACCGGCGAACGCAGCAGAUCCUCAAGUACAGCAGAACUGUGUGGAAGAGUUGCGACGAAAACGACUCCAAUCUGCAAAUGAAAUGCUCUCUCCGAAUGAAAUCGCCAAACAUCCAUACGGAGAAGUUCACAGUGCUCAUGCAAGUCCCCAAAUCGCAAUGAGAAGACGUAACGGAUUCCCAUCUCCAUCUACCAGUCACAAUGGAUUCGGUCGUAAUGCUUUUGCGGCUAUCGAUAGAGGUCGUGGAGGAGACCACCGUCUAUCCGUACCCAACCUAAUUGCUGUAACCGAUCCAUUGGUACCUGGAAGUGUUGGACAGUCAGCGAAAGCAUUGAAAGAGCGAUUAGGAGGCAGAACGACGGAUGGAGAACUUAUGGUUAUCAAUGAAGGACUUGUUACUCCGGUUGUCAGAAGAAAAACGUUCGCACCAGCUAUGAAGACAACAACAACUUCAAUGGAUGAAUUGGGUGGACAGGUUAUGAAGAAGCGUGAAGCUCUGGAAGCAGCUCUCAGUGAAAAGAGACGCCAUCCAUCCGAUUCAAUGUCAAGUGGAUCGUCCGAUCACUCUUCGUUAGGCCGUAAAAAAACUCCUACACCACCAUCGCUUGUGCCACCGCCAACACCAUCGGAAAGUGAGCUGGUUUGGCGAAGAGCCAAACACUCCGCUCCACCACAAUCCAAGUCUUCGGGUCCGCCCCAGUGGUCGGCUGUGAAUCACGAGCUCAAGAAUCGACAGCAGAAGAUUGCCAAGGUUCUCCCAACGCCUCAACCACGUGGGCAUCACAAUCGAAACAUGUCAAUCGUUGGAGGUGUCGGACCAUCGAUGGCAGAUUGCAGACGUUCCAGUGAUUAUGCUCAGCUCUGUGAAUUCGCUGCCUCGUCUACAGAGAAGAAUGGAAUGAUGCAUUUGGAUGUGCAUUCAAAAAUCGAGGACGAUGCUGUCAGUGUAGCUGGUACCGUUUUCAACGAGCCAUGGGAUUCGAACGUAUGGGAAAAUCUGCUCGAUUUGGCUCAUCAUGGAGAUGAAUCCACAAUGGGAUUGAAAGUCAGUGAACCGAUUCAAGAAGAAGACUCUGAUUCGGAUAGAACUGCUGGUGGAGAUUCGACAUGUCAAAUGGAUUCAGAUGAAGAUGACGAUGACGUAGAAGACGAAGAGAUACGGUGGCAUUCGGAUAGAAUGAGAAGACCUCUGCCGAGUGAUCGAGUUACUGUAAAAGGAUGGGAGCAAGAUUCGGAUGCGGGAAGUUCCAAAUUCAACACGCUAGAUAGUAGAUCAAAGAAUGGUUCGAUUGCUGGAAGCACUCUCCGAAGGCAGCCAGAAGGAUCAAUGUCGAUUCGAAGUCUUCCACGUGCUCUAUCCAGAUUCUCUAAUACGAUUGGUAUGAAUGGAAUGAGUGCUGCUGCUUCGUGCGGAUCCAUUGAUGACCUUCCUACAACACUCCCAUCGAUGUCUCCAUUGCUCAGCGGCCGUGUGUCACGAGCAGCACUUCCACGUAGCUCGAGUACCGAUGAGAAAAUCGGAAGAGCUGUUCAGGAUUACGUAGAAGAGUUGGCACAAGUCAAAGAAGGAGACAAUGCAUGCUUCGGAUUGACUCUUCGACAAUUCGUUCAGUGUACAACAGAUACAAAAGAGACAGAUCCGGCAGUUGUGAUACGGAAUGUUCGGCAGUUUAUAAAUGGAAUGAAGAACUACUUGGUGAAGCAUGGUGAAGGAGAUUUGCAUCGGAUCAUCGACGAAGAGAGUUCAAGACUGAACAGUAAUCAGAUUCUGAAUAUUGACGCCGUUCUUGAAGCUGUUCUCCACAAGUUGUUACUUCGGGAAGUGAAACCUCUUCUCUACCAUGUUAUGAUUAAAGAGCACUCAAAAGCAGGAGCUCUCCAACUGAUAUCACAGAACCAAGCAUUGGUUCGUAAAAUGAAUCUCACAGAGCUUGGAUUCAAUAAUCCUGAAUCACUUGUGACACCUUCUGUUUCGAUUAUGGACCAAGUGAAAUUGCUCAUGAGAAAGAUGCAAAAUCAUUACUCGCCAAUGAAGAAACUGGAGAAUCUCAUGAAAGCAGUUGGGUUGGUUCUCGCGUGCCAACUCAAUGGAAAUGAAAACGAGAAUCCAACAGAUGCAAUGAACGGUGGGCAUCGAGGAUUACCACCAGGAGAUGAUCUUGUCCGUUGGUUUGUGUACAUCCUUGCCCGCUCAUCCACCGUUGGAUGUGAAGUCGAAGCAUGGUACAUGUGGGAGCUUCUUCCUCAACCAAUCGUCACCCAAAGUGAUGCCUCCUACUAUCUCACAUCUCUCUGGUCCGCUGUUCAUGUGCUCAAAAGCGCUGAAGCCAUUCGUCGUCUUUGCGAGAACGAUCAUCGAGUCCUGGUAUCACUGGACUCUUCUCGCCAUUGUUGCGCGUCUCCACUUCUUUCCACUGCUACCUUAACACGUGGAACAUCCGCUGGUCUCGUUCAGAUGAUCUCUGCUGCUACUUGUGAUGCGUUCGUCAAGAUCGCUGUCCCAGAUGAGGCCGUUGGAUGUGUUCGAUACGCCACAUUCUCAGGUGUUCCAAUGUUGACGACCUCGAAAUUGAGCCGACUUGUAGCUCAUCAGCAAGGAAUCACAAAUCCAGAAGAGCACGGAUUAUAUUUGAUUGCCGAAGGGUUCGAGUCAUGUCUGGCACCAACUGACUGCCCAAUCCUUGUUCACGAGCAACUCAAAAAAGAAAACAAGCCUCAUAUGUUCGCCUACAAGCGACACGAAGCUAAAAUUGCAUGGCCCAGAGCGGCUAUUUGUUAA
Caenorhabditis briggsae is the source of this 5436-nucleotide messenger RNA. RefSeq names its product Protein CBR-TAG-333 (gene Cbr-tag-333). Gene Ontology annotation, biological process: vesicle-mediated transport. The transcript has 22 exons. The record is from RefSeq and is a predicted model, not a curated record. Gene Ontology annotation, molecular function: small GTPase binding; guanyl-nucleotide exchange factor activity. Lineage: Eukaryota; Metazoa; Nematoda; Chromadorea; Rhabditida; Rhabditidae. The coding region runs from base 1 to 5436 and encodes 1811 amino acids. Gene Ontology annotation, cellular component: cytosol; endocytic vesicle.